This is a messenger RNA of Anopheles nili, 937 nucleotides long. Its product is annotated as protein D3-like. NCBI's taxonomy places the organism in Eukaryota, Metazoa, Arthropoda, Insecta, Diptera, Culicidae. The transcript has 2 exons. The coding region runs from base 211 to 846 and encodes 211 amino acids. The record is from RefSeq and is a predicted model, not a curated record.
UGAGUGUGUCCAUCCCACGGGAUCUCCAGUCUGUUCUCCGUUCGUUUGUGCCGUCUGGCCAUCUCCAGUGUGUCGCAGUUCAGUCUUUGUUGUGCUCGCGUUCAAACAAGACGCGUUAGGGAUUUCUUCGCGAUUCGCGCCAACGAGCCUGCGAAAAAGGAAUACCACGUGCGUGCGUGCGUGCGUGCGUGAGAACGAACCAACCGCGUGAUGGUGCAACGUGUGAACGUGCUCAGUGGGGUGCUGACGGCGGCCGCAAUGGUGGUGGCCCUUGGCCAAGCAGCCACCCCAGCCCGGGAAGCGUUCGAGCGCAACGAAAUCGUACCGGAUCUGCUCGAAACGGCUCCGGAACAAACGAUCAAAGUGACGUACGCCGAGUCGGGCGUUGAGGUGUCGCUUGGGAACGAGCUGACCCCGACCGAGGUGCGAAACCGUCCCAAACUCUGCUGGGGCGUGGAACCGAAGGCUUUGUACACGGUGUUGAUGGCUGAUCCGGACGCACCGUCGCGCAGUAAUCCUGAGAUGCGAAGCUGGAAGCACUGGAUGGUGGGAAAUGUGGCCGGAACGGACCUCGAUGGUGGUGAGGUGUUGGCCGAUUAUGUCGGCUCGGGUCCUCCACAAGGUACCGGAUUGCAUCGGUACGUGUUUCUCGUGUACAAGCAACCUGGACGUGUGGCGUUUAACGAGACGAUUUUAAGCAGCCGGAACCCGAACCGCGGCAAGUGGUCGUUGGCGCAGUUCACGAGCACGUAUCAGCUUGGCAACCCCAUCGCAGGCAACUUCUAUCAGGCACAGUACGAUGACUACGUCCCGGAGCUUUACGCCACCUUCACGGACAACGCGUAAACGCAUGAAGGUCGCAUCCUGCCUGGUUCCUUCGUUCCUUCUGGUUCCUGCUCCCGGUCCCGGUGGAUCUCCCACACACACACACACACAC